CACGUUGUUGCUUUUUGUUCAACUUCAGCAACACGCUUUUUAAAUACAUAUUUUGUAGGAUUUUUCUUUUACCUUUCAGUGACUUUAUGACACGCAAGACAGGCAUGCACAAUGGCCGUCACCCGUUGGAGGAUCGUGCUGCUGCUCUGUCUGUGUUGCCAUUAUGAGAUCCAGCCUGCUGCAUGUAAACCUCUGUGGAUGAGAUCGCAGUUCCCUUGUGAUGUCACAGCCCACAAUACCUCUAAGGUCCUAUUUAACUGUAAAGGGCGUCGUCUGCUAAAUGUACCUGUUGGGAUCACCACUAAUGCAACUGAACUCAACUUAUCAGAAAACUCCAUAAAGAAUAUUUCGGUUGAUUCGUUUUCCAAGCUGCUGAGUCUGACUCAACUCAAUCUCAACAGGGCCAAUAAGAACAACGCAGUGAUCAUUGCUGCCAAUGCGUUCAGAAAUCUGACAAAACUGCGAGAACUGAGACUGAAUGGCAACUUUCUGAAAGAAAUUCCUGGCAAUCUCUCGCUCAGUGUGGAAAUCCUCGACCUGAGCACUAACAAGAUUAUGUUGUUGGAUAACCGGAGCCUCGCCGGCUUAUCAAACGUGACUCAUUUAUGGUUAUCCAGAAACUGCUACACCUGGAACCCUUGUGGGAGAUCUGUAACGAUCACGGAAGACAGUUUUGCAGUAAUGAGCAAACUGAAGGAUCUGGACUUGUCUUAUAACAACUUAACAGAGGUUCCCAGAGGAUUACCCCAAUCAUUAAGACAGCUAAAGCUGGAUUCUAACAGAAUCCAGGACAUAUCUGAAGAUGAUUUUCGGUGGCUAACCAAUUUAACAGUCCUAAAAAUAGAAGGGAACUGUCCAAGAUGUCAAAAUGCUCCAUUUCCUUGUGUUCCUUGCCAAAACAAUUCUCUUGGUAUCCAUCCUAAAGCAUUUAAUAGUCUAACAAAGCUCAAAAUACUGAACCUGGGAGGAAACUCACUGGACCACCUGAAUCCCUCCUGGUUUGAAAGUCUGAAGAUGCUUCAACAAUUGUUGCUGUCGUUCAACUUCUUAAUGAAAGCCAUCACUGAGGAGGCAACAUUUCUAAGGUAUCUCCCAAAGUUAAAGUUAAUUGAUAUCUCUUUCAACUUUGCUCUCAAGUUAUACCCCACGACAAUAAAUCUCUCAAAGGAGUUUUCAAAGCUUGUGUCUCUCAAAACUUUUCAUUUGGAGGGUUUGGUCUUCCAGAAUCUUGGACCGGAAACACUCAGUCCUCUGUACGAGCUUGAACACCUGACUGAACUCAACUUGGGGACUAACUUCAUUAUUCAGUCGGAUUCCACCAUAUUCAGCAGAUUUAUCCACCUGAAACUGAUAUACCUCGCAGAAAACCGCCUCUAUCCCAUCCAAGAGAGAAGUACCCCAAGUCCAAGUGACGGAUACGAUCAGGGGUCGGACCUCUUUGUUUCACCGCUCAUUAAACCCCAGCCCAAAGGUUUGGAUUAUGAACUAUCACUCUUCCUUAUCAAAAGAGAGUGCUAUGUCUCUGGACGAGUGCUAAGCCUCAGCUCAAACAAUCUAUUUUUCAUUUCUCCAAAGCAAUUUGAGGGCUACGGAAAUAUUGCAUGCCUCAACCUCUCCAGUAAUGGCUUUUCAGCAGCACUUAAUGGAACAGAGUUCUCCUUGCUGUCUAAUCUGACAUACCUAGACCUGUCAUUCAACAAGAUUGAUCUGGCCUAUGACAACGCCUUCAACGAACUAAAGAAACUACAAGUGCUAGACCUCAGUAACAAUGAACACUACUUUAAAGCGUUUGGUGUAACGCACAAUUUAAAUUUUACAAAAAAUCUGCCCGCUCUGAGGGUGCUGAAUAUGAGUCAUAAUUCCAUCUACACAUUGACAACAAAAAGGAUGUACAGCAAAUCAUUAACAGAACUUCAGUUUACACACAACUUUCUUGGGACUCUUUGGCAAGAAAAGGAUGGCUCAUAUAAGAUGCUUUUUACUAAUCUUACUAAUUUGACAAUUUUAGAUAUAUCCCACAACAAGAUUGCAAAGAUUCCAGACAGUGUGUAUGAAUAUUUGCCACCUGACCUCAUCACACUACGCAUAAAUUACAAUUUUCUUACUGAUUUUACAUGGGACAAACUCAAGUGUUUCCAUCAACUUCAAAUUUUAGACCUGAGCUAUAAUUAUUUAUCGAAUGUGACAAGUAUAAACUCGAACGUCUCUUUGACUUUCCUUGACCUGAGUCAUAACCACAUCUUCCACUUGGACAAUUGGUUUCUGAAGGGUGCAAAAAGCCUCACGACUCUUAACCUCAGCAACAAUAAACUGACUAUGAUCAAUCAAUCCACCUUCCAAUCCAUACCUGAAUCUCAGAUUAAGACUUUGUAUAUGCAGAGAAACCCGUUCCAGUGUACCUGUGAUUCAUUAGAUUUCAUUGUGUGGAUUGAAAACAGCGGAGUAAAGAUCCCUAGACUGACCUCCGAGGUGACAUGUGACACACCAGCGAACCAGAAGGAUCGAGCUCUCAUCUACUUUGACAUCCACCAGUGUGUAAAUGCCAGUCAGGCGUUCUUGAUCUACAUUCUCACAUAUUCCUUCAUAGUUAUUUUCCUGUUUAUGGCAACAGUCGCUCACUUGUUUUACUGGGAUGCUUCCUACGUUCUUCACUAUAUGAAAGCUAAGCUGAAAGGAUACCGAUCUUUGAGCUCUCCAGACUGUGUUUAUGAUGCCUUUGUGACGUACGACACCAGAGAUCCACAUGUCUCUGAGUGGGUGAUGACAAAUCUGCGAGUGGAACUAGAGCAGGAAGGGGAAAAGCAUCUUCCUCUGUGUCUGGAAGAGAGGGAUUGGCCCCCUGGAGCCCCACUGGUGGAGAACCUCGCUCACAGCAUAAGGUACAGUCGCAAGACCCUGUUCGUCUUAACCGAGGCCUACGUUAGGACCGGGGUCUUCAAGCUGGCGAUGUGUAUGGCCCACCAAAGACUGCUUGAUGAAAACAUGGAUGUGAUUGUGCUGCUGAUGCUGGAACCCGUCCUUCAGCAUUCUCACUUCCUGCGCCUGAGGAGGAGGAUGUGUAGGAAAAGUGUGUUGGAGUGGCCAAGAACAGCUGGUGCAGAGCUCUGGUUUUGGCAAACCUUGAGGAAUGUGGUCAGAGUGGACAACCAGGUGAUAUGCAACAAGACUUAUUCAAAGUACUUCACCAUCAAGUGAACCAACUUGAAAAUAUUGACAAUCAUAUCUGGAGCCUGUUUAGAAUUAUUGUUCUAUGUCAACUCUGAAGAAAAAGAAAGAAAUGUACACUUUUAUUUAUCCCCGUGGGGAAAUUCUUCUCUGCAUUUGACCCAUCCUUAUAGUUAUUAAGGAACAGCGGGCCCGGGGAAGUGGUCCUGCAUAACUUGUAUUGCUCUGCCUUUGGCUUAAUUGAAACCAAAUAAAGACAUUGAUAUUUG
Molecule: messenger RNA, 3434 nt
Organism: Cyclopterus lumpus (lumpfish)
Lineage: Eukaryota; Metazoa; Chordata; Actinopteri; Perciformes; Cyclopteridae
Product: toll-like receptor 7
Exons: 2
Coding region: 112-3195 (1027 amino acids)
Biological process (GO): canonical NF-kappaB signal transduction; toll-like receptor signaling pathway; defense response to virus
Cellular component (GO): plasma membrane
Molecular function (GO): protein binding; pattern recognition receptor activity
Source: RefSeq, a predicted model, not a curated record